This is a messenger RNA of Spodoptera litura, 1986 nucleotides long. Its product is annotated as GSK3-beta interaction protein. Gene Ontology annotation, molecular function: kinase regulator activity; protein kinase A binding. Gene Ontology annotation, biological process: regulation of canonical Wnt signaling pathway. Lineage: Eukaryota; Metazoa; Arthropoda; Insecta; Lepidoptera; Noctuidae. The record is from RefSeq and is a predicted model, not a curated record. Gene Ontology annotation, cellular component: cytoplasm.
AUCAGGCCAUCACUACACAGGAAAAUACGCUGACGUCAUCGACAUAAUUAGUCUAUGGACUUUGUUGACAUUAUUUUUAUUUGAGUUUGUGUAGCAAAGCAAAUUGUGUAGUGUUUUUAAAACUCUGCGAUGUAAACGAUAACAUACAAUUAUUAAAUUAUAGUGUACGUUAACGCUCUCUUCAAUUUCUUCAUCAGUUGUGUAAAGAAAGACUCCCAACAUGACGGAUAAGGUGUUGGACGAGAAAACCUGGCCGCAGGAGGCCGAGGCUGCCAUCAAUGACAUCCGCAAGCACGUGAAGGUUGCUUCCAUAUCCUCGCAACUGCACAACAACAACCAGCGCAUCUACAUCAACCUCACCACGCUGGAGAGCACAGACUACUGCGUCGAGAUGUCAGGCAACGGCUUCAGGGUCGUCGGCAGAAAGUAUGAUGACACCACUCUGUCCAGCAUAGAGAACAUGAACUACGAGACUCCGUACGCUCUGCUGAACAACAUCAGCCAGAAGUACAGGGAGUCCUUCGGCGGCGAGCUCAUGAACAAGCUGCUGGACCUGGCUGCCCGCAACUCUGAAGGCUGAACCCGUGGCGGUACGCUGUAGUCCUGUGUUCAACGUAGGCCUAUCCACGCCCUCAUGAAAAAGUUGUUUGCUUGAGCAAAUGCAUUUGGUUAUUACUUGAUCUAUAAUUGUUUGUACGCAUAAAUAUUGUGUGUAAUGUUGUAUGUAAAAAUAAGUUUAUUCAAAUAUUGAAUGUUCACAUAAAUAUCAAAAGUAUUAUAAGUAAGGGAACUUGAACAAACCAGGGUUUAACAAGUCGAUUUGGUAAUUAUAUUGUGAACUUUAUCGAUUUUUUAUUGUUGAAAUUUUACUGUGGAAAUGUGUCAAAAUAUCACCUGUCAGUAUUCGCGUGUGCUAUAAUAAAUGUUUAUAUAAUACUAAGUUUAUGUAACUGUGUAGAACUUUAGUAUUACCAAGGUGUUUAGUGGUGAAUGCAAUCUCUGUUAGCAUUACACUGUUAGGGAAUAUAUUAUCUUUCUUGAUACAAAAUUGAUUAUUGUGUGCGUGUAAAGCGCCGGGUUACUUUGUCGGUGCAAGUACCUAAUAUUGGAUUAUUGUAAACAAUUGUUAUACAAACUUCCCCUUGGUUAUUAAGUUGUGCAGACUAGAUCGCAUUCUUGCGCUAGAUUAGUUUUAGAACAUGAGCUCUCACUCAAUGUGGUACUGUCAAGCGCACUUAGACGAGGGCAAUGCGACACAACCGAGCACGGUAGCUUACAAAUUGCGCGCUUCCUGCGUGACCUACUGUCGGCUGACUUCUUAAGUACCGCAGGAAAGAUUCGAUUCAUUCAUUACGUAACUACGGGGCGCCACUAUAAUAUGAAAACGAGCCCAAACAAUAACACUAGUCGAUGUUUCUCAAACAAUAGAUUUAUCAACAAGGCCAGUAUAGUUAUAAAACACGAGCAAUAUGAACAUACUUAUCAUAGUUUGUGACUAAUGUGAGAAUCGAGUUUUUCGAAUCCGUGUGGUAUAAAGCAGCUAUUGUGUACUGGUACCUACCGCGGCGUCGCGGAUCGCUUGCAGUCUUGUGUGCUUUACUUGGCAUUUUAUUAUUAGUACAAUCGUCGACGGACUGAGUACAAACAUAUUGUGUAUCUCUUAGUUUGGGUGCGUGAUACCAGUAGCGCACUAUUUUAUUGUCAUUUGUUAUAAAUUUAUGGCCUAUAGACGUUACAUUUUCAUGGUAAUAAACUAUUUCGUCUGUCUAUAGACAGUACCUAUAUUUGCAUAUUGUAAACUUUGAAUAGAUGUCGGGUUAUUAUUUGUGUUCGCGGCCUAAAUUUUAUAGCUUUUUUACACAAAUGUGUAAUAUUCUCGUGGCAGCUACUGCCGCAUGCACCCAAACUAGCAUCUCUUUAGACGUAAUAUACACAAUUAGCGUAGUGAACUUGUUUGUGAUAGUAAAAUAAAUUCAUAUAUGGAUA